UUAAGACUGCUAUUUUGGGUUUAAUGUACGCUGUUGGUUCGUAUACAACAUGUAUUAUGUACCGCUCGAGAUUUGGUGUUGGUGCGUUAUGGAGAAAUUGUAUGUAUAAACACCGCAUUCACAUAAUGCUGCGCCUCUGUCUGUGUAAUGCAUGUGUAUUUACUGACAUUUUGGUACAGUCAGUGAGGAUACAUUGAUGCCACAUUACCCGGAGUUUGUGGUAGGUUAACCUUAACCGCAUCACUCUUUAGCUUGGGCUAGCAGCUCCGUGCUAGCGCAGCAAAUGUGUUGAGAGGUGGCAGUUUUUGACAAACAAUGGGAACUGCUCUGAGAAGUCGUACUAUCUCGGCCUUAUCUGAGUAUGUGGCCUUCACUUGUCCGACAUCCUCCCUGGAUGUGCGGCAUGUAGUCUUAACCUAGGCUAACGUUAGCCUCCGAGACAUAAUGAAAAGUAUUUAUGCAUCUAGUACCAACAGAAAUAUUUUUGCGCUUUGUAAAUCGCAGCUGAAACGAAGACGGUGUAAAAUCAGCACAGCUGUGUUCAAUUCAUGUAGUCACGACGAAAACCUAUUUACUUGGUUAUUUACCCCAUUAAGAGCACACACAGGGGCUUUUAACGUAUGAGCAAAGGAAGACUGUUGCACUUGACAGCAAAGCGCUGUACGUUCAGUGGUUACCACAGGGAGGCGCUGCAGGCGCGUAUCAAACUUCAGGCUGAAGUCUUCCCCACGUAAGUUUUUCCAUCAACUCUGAGACUAAAUGCAACUGGACCAGGGGGCUUGUGGGCAUGAAGUGGCUUGGCGAAUCCAAGAACAUGGUAUUAAAUGGCAGACGACACAGAAACAAGUUGACAAGCGAGCAAACUGCAAACCAGAGCCAGACUCGCUCCCAGCAUUCCCAACGAAUGUCCCUGCGGCACAACAAAGCACACCCCCGAAACAGACGAUGUUCCCGCAGGUUUAAUGGAGCCAGUCUGGAGGGAGAGAGGCGCUACGUGCCCUCCUCAGGAAUGAGUGCCAAGGAGUUGUGUGAGAAUGAUGAUCUUACAACCAGCCUCAUCCUGGACCCCUACCUGGGCUUUCAAACACAUAAAAUGAACACCAGGUUUCGACCAGUUAAGGGGCGACAGGAGGAGCUGAAGGAAAUCAUCGAGCACUUCAAGAAACACGACAACCUGGAGAAAGCCUUCAGAGCUUUGACUACAGGCGACUGGUCCAGAAAUCUGUUUCUUCAUAAGACGAAAGCUCAAGAAAAACUCUUCAAGCAGCAUGUGUUUGUGUAUCUGCGCAUGUUUGCCACAGACAGUGGCUUCGAGAUUCUCCCCUGUAAUCGAUAUUCGUCUGAACAAAAUGGAGCUAAAAUUGUGGCAACCAAGGAAUGGAAAAGAAACGAUAAGAUCGAGUUUUUGGUAGGCUGCAUCGCAGAGUUGUCAGACGUCGAGGAGAAACUUCUGCUGCGUCACGGCGAGAACGACUUCAGCGUCAUGUACUCCACCCGUAAAAACUGUGCACAGCUGUGGUUGGGGCCCGCCGCCUUCAUCAAUCAUGAUUGUCGUCCAAACUGUAAGUUUGUGUCAACAGGUCGUGACACUGCCUGUGUGAAGGUCCUGAGGGACAUCGAACCUGGAGAAGAAAUCUCCUGUUAUUAUGGAGAUGGAUUUUUUGGAGAAAACAAUGAAUAUUGUGAAUGCUACACAUGUGAACGACGGGGCACCGGUGCUUUCAAAUCCAAGGCUGGGCUGCCAGUGGAGGUGCCAGUGAUCAACAGCAAAUACGGGCUCCGGGAAACAGACAAGCGUCUGAACCGACUGAAGAAACUUGGGGAAGGGAACCGAAGCUCAGACAGUCACUCUGUAGGCUCGCACACUGACGUGGACUCUCAGGAAAUGCCAAAAACACAUCAAUCUGCCAGAAAUAGAGCAUCAUCAUCAUCACCAUCUUCAUCUGAGCUGAAGUACAAAAACCGGACUCCCAGUAGACAGACUUUGUCCAGAGCCCUUUCUACCUCAUGUUCAAAACAAGGCCGCCUACACAACAGCAGGGUACCAAAGAGACUAAAAUCCCAAACCAAGCCUUCACUUAAUAAAGUCCAGUUGAGGUGUCGACGAAGGGCUGCUGUGACCAAGGUGUGGGCCAAAGGGGAGACUUGCCAGCUGGGUCUCAGGGACUCAAAGGUGUCACUUUGUAAAAGUGUCAACAUCAAAACGGAGAAGGACGGACAGGAGCUGGUGCAGCAGGCCCUGGGUCAGCGGGGCUGCCUCACUCGUCACGCCAUCAAGGAGAAUCUUUUAGCUGUGCAAACUAGCGAAGGUAGCCAAUGUUCCACAUACAGAACUCGCAGGUCCACCAGGACCUUGUUGAAAACCAGGGAAACAGGAGCUAGCGUCAGGUUAAAGCCCAGCUUGAGUCCGGUCCCAGGUGGGGUGGUGAUUAAGACGGAGCCUGCUGACAUGGAGGAGUACCUCCCUCACAGUGCUGGCUCCUCUAAGUCAAUGUUGGACUCUGGCUUUGCUAGAAGGGGCACCUGCACCAGGCGUAAGCGGCCGUCGCGGCUAAGGGCCGAACAAACUAUUAAACACGAAGGCUCGUACGGCGAGACCUUCGUGCCCGUGGCUGCCGGCCUCGCGGCUAACCACGCUGACUGUGAGAAGAUGCUGUUUGGCUUUGCAGAGAGACACCGGGACUACAAUGUGCUGGCCAAUGGCAGCAAGUCCCUGAGGCGGGACAAGGGUAAGAGUGGCUGUCGGUCACAGGAGAAGGGGAAGAAGAAGCGACAGAUCACACGCUAUGACGCCCAGUUGAUCCUGGAAAACAACACGCCAAACAGCAUCCCCAAACUCACGCUGCGCCGGCGGAGGGACAGCAGCAGCAGCAGUAAGACCAACGACCCCUACGACCCUUUCGUCUCCUCCAACCUUUCUGCUUCCACCGUUAACUCCGCCUCUUCCAGCAAAAUCAGCAUUAAGUUCAGCAAGGACCACGACAAAGACAAAGGCAGCUCGUACAUAGCCAAGCUGAACAACGGCUUCACUCCAGUGGGCCACGGCAACGCAACCAAGCUGAAGAUCCAGCUGAAGAGAGAGGACGAUGCCCGAAGGUUGUCCCAGAGCAGGGCGGAGCAGAUGUCCUACAACAGGGACGUGGCCCAGAGUCUGGAGGCCAGGAACGGGGGACAUCGGACCCAGAAUGUCCUGGCGGAGGCUUCGUCGGACGAGGACAAUGAGACCGGGGACGACGAUGACGACUAUUUUGACAAUGACUUUGAAGAUGAUUUCAUUCCACUUCCUCCCGCAAAGCGGCUCCGACUCAUCGUGGGCAAAGACUCCAUAGACAUUGAUAUCUCCUCCAGGAGGAGAGAGGAUCAGUCUCUGAGGCUCAAUGCAUAAGCUGUGGAGCAGUGGCUUCACCUCCAGCUGUAAAUACCUUCCACUCACACAUCAACUGUGCUUUUAUUUGUACAUGGGGAAAAAGUAAUUUAAAAAAACAGAAGUGCUGAAAAAUCAAGAAUCUGAGAGAACGUCACUGGAGGGUCCUGUUAGCUAACACAAAUCUGUUAUUCUGAAUUCUGUUCUGUUCCGUUGACUAAACUCUCCAAACUCCACUCCUCACAGCGCUCAAGUCAAAUCUGCCUCUUUGUUUUUGGUUCCAUGUAAAAAUGAGAAUUUAAGUUGAAACGUUCCUUUCAGCAGAAGCACUUGUUGUAUUCAUGAAAUACUUGGAAAUAUCAUGUAGAAAGUGUACAGUGGACAUACCAUUUCUGUCUCAUAGGCAGGUCGUCUUUUUCUUUUUUUAAUGUCUCAGUUUGUGGAUUUCAUAUUGAACCAUGAGGAACACGUGCUCUGUCGUGUCGUGGUGACAUUAAAAGGCAGCCAUGUUAGCAUCACCUCCCCUCUCUCCCCCCUUCAUUGUUAGCUUCCUGCUGUUGUCUCAGUCCAAGUCAGUCCUGUGGAAUUGUUGGUCCAUAUUGAAGCAGGAAACAUCCCGUUGACCACGGUCUGUGCUGCAGGUCACCAGGUGUUACUACAGGUACUGAAGAAACCAGCUGACCACCUCUGGUCCAGUCAAGAUUUCAAAUAGAACGUACAGAAAGACCACACUGUGGAUCAGUGGAUCGUGUUUAUAGUUCAGACCUCAGUGGGGACCCGUCCUCACAUUUUAGAGAACAUUCAUCAAAUGUUCAAAUGCCCCCCCAACCAUCCAAGGGUGUCCAUUGGCCUUUAUUUAAGUCCUUGUAAAGUCAACAAAAGGUCAAGAAUUCUUUAUUGUUGUCACACAGUGACGAUGACAGAAAAACUGUCGCCACAGAAAUACUUAUAAAACAUUACUGCAAAUAAAACAUUUGACAACAGUGACAUCACACUUGACCUGAAACUUUUGAAUUUGACCUUAGAAAUGAACAACAGAGGGGUCUGAAUGAGAAUCAGUUGGAUGAGUUAGCGGGUCAGUGUAAAGUCAAAACAACCACUGACAUGGUCACUGACGUGGUCACUGACACGGUCACUGUGAGUAUUUCUGUACACUGUUUGAUGUCAUGUGGACUCCUGUAAUCCAGCCCACACUUUAGAAAACAUCAGAACUUAUUUUAAUCAACAGUUCUGAUGUUCUAACCUCUUCAUAUCUCCCCCCCCCUCCCCCCCCGUGCUUCAACAGUCAAUGUCCAGGCUUAUGAUUGAUUCAGAAUUGGAAUAGUUCUGGGACGUUCCAGUGUUGACUGGGUGGUGGGAAAGAACCUGUCAAAGAAAAGGGUGAUGCAUAUAUUGUCCGAUAUGUAAAUCACGUGAACACAUCUUGUACUUAUUUAACAGUUUGGAAUACUUGAAAAAACUCUAUAUAAAGUUUCUUUGUGACUCUUG
Messenger RNA from Cynoglossus semilaevis (tongue sole), 4852 nucleotides. RefSeq names its product lysine methyltransferase 5B (gene kmt5b). Gene Ontology annotation, cellular component: nucleus. Bases 788 to 3385 code for a protein of 865 amino acids. The transcript is spliced from 10 exons. Gene Ontology annotation, molecular function: protein binding; histone H4K20 methyltransferase activity. NCBI's taxonomy places the organism in Eukaryota, Metazoa, Chordata, Actinopteri, Pleuronectiformes, Cynoglossidae. The record is from RefSeq and is a predicted model, not a curated record.